This is a messenger RNA of Suillus paluster, 897 nucleotides long. Its product is annotated as mitochondrial carrier. The record is from RefSeq and is a predicted model, not a curated record. NCBI's taxonomy places the organism in Eukaryota, Fungi, Basidiomycota, Agaricomycetes, Boletales, Suillaceae. Bases 1 to 897 code for a protein of 298 amino acids. The transcript has 13 exons.
AUGGCUACUGAUCAGCGGAAACCACUCCCUUUCGUUGCGAAUUUCGCUGCUGGCGCGAUUGCUGGUGUCUCAGAGAUUUUGACAUUUUACCCUCUAGGUGACAUGUCUCAGGUAAAGACUCGGAUGCAACUUGAGACCGGCAAGGGCAAGCACGGAAUGGUCGGCACUAUGUCGUCUAUAGUGCGGGAAGAAGGUUUCGGCCGACUUUACCGAGGCUUGGUCCCUCCUCUUCUUCUCGAGGCGCCAAAGCGUGCGGUUAAGUUCGCCGCUAAUGACUUUUGGGGAAAGACUUAUAUGGGCUUAUCCGGAGACUCUAAGAUGACACAACAGCUCUCCAUCUUGACGGGGUGUAGUGCUGGUGCAACGGAGAGCUUCGUUGUCGUUCCAUUUGAGCUUGUCAAGAUUAAGCUGCAAGAUAAAAGUAGUACAUUUGCUGGUCCCAUUGAUGUGGUCAAGCAGAUUCUCAGAAAGGAAGGUCCACUUGGUCUCUAUGCUGGCAUGGAGGCAACCUUCUGGAGGCACUUAUGGUGGAAUGGUGGAUAUUUUGGAUGUAUUCAUCAAGUCCGUAGCAUAAUGUCACCUGCCGAGGCAAGGCAAUUGUUCAAUAAUUUCGUCUCCGGCAGUGUAGGUGGCUUCGUUGGAACUGCUGUGAACACCCCCUUCGAUGUCGUGAAGUCUCGCAUUCAGGGCGCUGCUAAGGUCCCGGGAGUUGUCUCGAAGUAUAACUGGACAUACCCUGCACUCAUGACGAUCAUGCGCGAGGAGGGCCCUGCAGCUCUUUACAAGGGCUUCUUGCCAAAGGUUCUCCGUUUAGCACCUGGAGGUGGUGUCUUGCUCCUGGUGGUUGAGUUCACCCUUGGAGUAUUCCGGCAGGCCCUUGGUCCACCUUACAUCUAG